Molecule: messenger RNA, 762 nt
Organism: Didymodactylos carnosus
Lineage: Eukaryota; Metazoa; Rotifera; Eurotatoria; Philodinida; Philodinidae
Source: the annotation of a GenBank genome assembly
AUGAGUACAGUAUUACCUACCAUUGUUCACACACAACAACCGAAACAACGACGAAUAUCGACAAUAACAAAAAAUUCAAGAGGACAAGUGGUACGAGUAAUAGUAGUAUCAAAUAAUAAGAACAAUCAAGUAACAACCGAUGGUACGAAUGAUACAAGCGAUCAACAACGGAAUGGAAUUAUAAAAAAACCGUAUAACAAAGAACGACAACAACAACAACAACUACAACUGAAAACAUUACUAAAUCAUAGUGUAACAAGAAAAAACGCUAUGGUCAAUGGUGCUAGCAAUAAACUACAAAAUCCAGAUACAGUGACACCACUAAAUGGUUCAAACUCAACAAGAGCCAACUCAAGUGAAAGUGGUAGAAUCGCAAGAAAAUUGUGGUGGAGUCCUAAACGACAUGAAAUUCAAGUAAAAUCAGAAGAUACUAAAUAUCAAAAUAUUGGACCAAAAGUGGGCAGUCUAGCUAAUAUCAACUAUAAACCCGGUGGCGGAAAUGUGGUUAUCAGUGGCGACAAACCGAAAUGGACAGCGAAUGCUAAAGUAAACUCAUUACAAAAUGCCAAUUGGUCACCACCAUUACCACGAAUAGCGGUAAAAAGCGAAAAAUUGACUUGGAAUGCUGAGCCAAAAAUUGGCUCAAUGGCAAAUAUUAAUUAUCGACCUGGCGGUGGUUCGAUAUCGAUUCGCGAUGAACAGUUGGAUUUUCGUGACAAAGCGACACCACGCGUAGACUGUGGGUUUGUUGACGACAAAUGA